CACGCUUACGCAACAUUGACGUAGCACGCACGGGCGCAUGGUCUGGUCUUCCGGUUGUUUACAAAUUCUUUUUAUAUCCCAAAUUGCUAAAUUAUGGCAAUGCAUGCGAAAGCUACCCCUCCGCAGAUUCCAGAUACACGCAAAGAACUGACAGAAUUGUUGAAGAGAAAACAGGAGCUUGCGGAAACAUUGGCAAACCUGGAGAGGCAGAUCUAUGCAUUUGAAGGGAGCUAUUUGGAAGAUACGCAGAUGUAUGGGAAUAUAAUCCGAGGAUGGGACCGCUAUCUCACCAACCAAAAAAACACAAACAGCAAAAAUGACAGACGGAACCGCAAAUUCAAAGAAGCAGAGCGCCUGUUUAGCAAAUCCUCAGUCACAUCUGUCGCUGCUGUCAGUGCAAUGGGGGGAGUUCAAGACCAGCUUGUAGAGAAACGAGAGCCAGGCAGUGGUUCAGAGAGUGACGGGUCUCCAGACUCCCAGAACCAGGAGAAUGAGCCCAGCCCAGAGGAGCCGGAGGAGUCCGAGGGAGCAGCCCACAGUGUGAAGCCGCAGAAGGCCCUCUCCUCGUCCGCUGGCGGCCACAAGAAGCGAAAAAACAAGAACCGCCAUAGUCCCAGUGGCAUGAAUGACUAUGACUUUGAGAUGGACAUGAAAAUCAACAAGAAACCUCGAGCUCAACCGGACUUCUAGACCACAGGAGAGAACACAGGUUUGCAUCUGGAAAGGAAAACGUAUACGUGAAGAUGACCUACCAGGCUGCAUGAAACUGAGCUGGAACUAGAGGUUGUACUGUUUUGACAAUAGACAAUAAAUAACCCUCUGUGAAGCAGGCUAGGUGGACAGAUUCAAGCCAUACACCAACUCUUACCCCUUAAAGGAUAUGUAGGUCAUGUUUGUGACAGUCACAUGGCAGAACUUUAUGUGAACUUCAUGUUCUGAAGGAAAGCCUUGAUUCCAUCGUAGCCAGCUGGUCUUCAUCUGCCUCUCUCUAAUAGACAGUUUUUGACUUUGAGUCUCAGUCAUGUGUACAGUUUUCACAUUAAGCUCCGGAAUUUCCGACUCCUGACCUUUUAGUAGUGUUCUGCCUCUAUGGCAUCUAUUUUGGUGUUUGUAGAAUCCUGGUCAAUGUAGGUGUGGAUUAGCUAUAGAACUGGAACAAGCUACAUACUGUAAAUUGUGUUUACAGGGUACUUGAACUGGCUUUAGUAUAUGGGGUUGCUAGAUACGUCCGCUGUUAUUUUCAGGCACUCCAGAGAAUUUCCCAGAACUCAGAGAAAUCAAUGAAAAGGCAAAAAUGUCACUGUCAAGUCAAUCAUGUCCAUUUAGUUUUGAACUCUUAAUUUCUUUUAUAUGUUUAUUGUUGAUAAAUGCCAUUUCAUCAUGAGCUAUUAUUUUUAUACCUUGUACUUUUGUGAAAUUUCUGUGAAAAGGGUUUACAAGUCAUGAAAAAUAAAGUUUUUUAUUCAUCUUUAUUGUU
Molecule: messenger RNA, 1477 nt
Organism: Alosa alosa (allis shad)
Lineage: Eukaryota; Metazoa; Chordata; Actinopteri; Clupeiformes; Clupeidae
Product: chromatin modification-related protein MEAF6-like
Exons: 8
Coding region: 94-690 (198 amino acids)
Cellular component (GO): NuA4 histone acetyltransferase complex
Source: RefSeq, a predicted model, not a curated record